GCCUUGAACCCUACCUCCCUCCCCCUGCUCGCCCCCGCGCCCCGCCCCCAAAUCCUCAUCCAAUUCCAAGCCCCAAAACCUCUCAAAUCUGUCUCCAGAUCUCCCAGUUGUCGCUGGAUUCGGCCGCAGGUUUCUCCUUAUAUCUGCGGAUUCGUACUCAGGCGGUCCGCGGCGUCCGGAUCUGGGGGAGGCCGGCUGAUUUCUAGGGUUUCUCCGUUCCGGCGUCCCAGGCGGCUCCAUGAAUUCCAUGGGAUACAAUCCCUAUGAUAGCAGCGGGACAGACGAUGAUCUCCCCCGGUCACAAAAUAGAGGAUUAAGAGGACGUUCAUUCAGUGGGAAUGGGAGAGCAUCUGUUGGACCAUUUCCUUAUGGAAGACCUCACAAUGAUUUGGAGAGUGAAGUACAUCUGGUCGAGCAAGAGGCGUACACUGGCGUUCUUAGAGCAUUCAAAGUGCAGUCUGAUGCAUUGUCUUGGGAAAAAGAAAGUCUAAUUUCUGAACUCAGGAAAGAACUGAGAGUUUCUGAUGAGGAACAUAGGGAGCUAUUAAACAAGGUUAAUGAAGAUGGGGCCAUCCGUAGAAUGAGGGAGUUGAGACAGGGGGGUGAAACCCAGAGUGGCCUGCACCGUGGUAGCAGAGUUCUUCAUGAUGGAGAACCUGGGACAGCUGCCAAGAGGCAACGGCCAUCUCAUUUAUUUUCUUCACAUUCUUCAGGUCUCCAGUCUCCUGUGAUGCCUCCACAUUCAGUUCCGCCUUCUGCAAAGUGGGGCCCAUCAUCAGCAUCAAAGGGCAAAAAGGCAAAGCCGAUGACGCCAGUGGGAUUGCCAUCCAUGGAUCCAACUUCUUUGAUUAGCAGAAAAGUUUUUACGAGAUGGCCAGAUGACAACAACUUCUAUGAGGCCACUAUAACCCGUUACAAUCCUGCUACGGGUGAACAUGCUCUUGUCUAUGACAUGGGCAAACCAACUGAGACAUGGGAGUCUGUCAGGCUUAGUGAUAUGGCACCUGAAGAUAUAAGAUGGGACCUUGAUGAUCAAGGUAUGUCAAAUCGAGAUAGUUGGGGUCCUUCUGGUCCUGUGUUAAAGAGGCACCAAAGCAACAAUGGUACCAUGGUAGUUUCAGGCAGGGGGAGAGUGAGACUGUCACAGAAUGAGCAUAAAGAUUAUGCUGCGCCCCCAAAUGGCAUCAACAGGAAUAUUGGUCAGAUUGAUGUGCCGAACACUCAAAGUGUCGUGAUAGAGGUGGAGAGGGUACUGUCAAAUCCAAAUAUCCGUGAAAUUGAGAAGGCAAAGAAACUGCUAACAGAUCAGGAGCAGUCACUACUUGAUGCAAUUGCCAGUCUUGACGAAGCAUCAGAUAGCGAAAGUGAAGAUAUGGCUAUGGAAGGCCGAAUGGGUUCUGCUGGUGAUCACUUGGGUAGGAACGGCAUUGCCUGUUAGUUGUCACCAGCAGUGUGUUGGAGGAUAUUAACAGGACUUUUUGGACCACCUGCCUUAUUCACUAGACAAAGUGAUGUAAUGGAAAAAUAUGCAUGCCAAAAAAGGCUGUUGUUCCCUGGGAUGAGUUUCUUUGUCUGCCCAAAAUUCACACUUGGGAAAGGAUGAAUCUGCUUGAAUCGAAAAACUUUUCUGGUGCCUUUCCUUAGUGACUUUGGCGGUGGUAUUUCCUCUCUAAUGGACUAGAGUAACUCAAAUCUUCUAGAUAUUGUUAUUAACAUAAAUCAGUUGAAGAUUCUUGUGCUCGGUGAAUGCAGCUGUUUAACCCUUGGGGUGUAACUUCCGUUU
Brachypodium distachyon (stiff brome) is the source of this 1783-nucleotide messenger RNA. Its product is annotated as protein EMSY-LIKE 3. The record is from RefSeq and is a predicted model, not a curated record. Gene Ontology annotation, biological process: defense response to fungus. The transcript has 10 exons. Lineage: Eukaryota; Viridiplantae; Streptophyta; Magnoliopsida; Poales; Poaceae. Gene Ontology annotation, cellular component: nucleus. The coding region runs from base 239 to 1438 and encodes 399 amino acids.